UUUCCAGCGUCUUCGGUUAUUUGUAACCUCUCAGCAAUUGGGCAAAAUUGUCGUGAAUAUUUGUCAAUCAUUGCUGUAAUUAUUAUAUAUUAUAUGUAACAGACAAAAAAUGCAAUAUUUGAUGCAUAAUGUCGAAUGAAAUAAAUACAAGUUUGUUAGUGAUAGUACUGGAUGUAAAUCCAGUGCAAAGGAUAGUUAAGCAAGAAACCAAGAUAUUGUCACAAUGUUUGGACUCUGCAAUUGUUUUUGCCAAUGCUCAUCUCAUGCAAUCAUCCAACAAUGAAUUAGCAGUGAUGGCAUGUCAUGGUCAUAGUGCUAAGUUUCUCUAUCCAUGUGAGAAUGCAGCAGAAAUCAGACAGAUAGAUGGUCAAUAUGAACGAUUUACAAUGGUGGAACGUACAGUACGUCUGCAAUUACAGAAAGUUAUCAACGAGCUUUCUACGGAUACUCCAUUGAAUACUGAAAGCCUUAUUUCUGGUGCACUUAGCAUGGCACUAUGUUAUAUUGCCCGGCUGGAGCGUGACAAGGUUGCUGGUCAGAAACUGCAUCCCAGAAUAUUGGUGAUUACUGCCAGUAAUGAUUCUGCUACACAGUAUAUGAAUUACAUGAAUAUAUUCUUCACGGCACAAAAGAUGAAUGUUAUUCUAGAUGUGUGUAGUUUGGAUCAGGAACUGACACUUUUACAACAGGGCUGUGAUAUCACUGGUGGCAAUUACUUGAAGGUGCCACAACUUGCUGGUUUGCUGCAGUAUUUAUUGUGGGUUUUUCUACCAGAUCCUAAUGUUAGAUCAAAAUUAGUUCUUCCGCCGCCAGUUAAAGUCGAUUAUAGAGCAGCAUGUUUCUGUCAUCAGGAACUUAUUGACAUUGGAUAUGUCUGUUCCAUAUGUUUAUCAGUUUUUUGCAAGUUCAGUCCAAUAUGCACAACUUGUCACACGGUGUUCAAAAUGCCAGGACCCAUACCGAUGAAGAUGAAGAAGAAAAAAAAGACCAUAGAUAUCGUUCAUUAGGUUCUAAUUAUAUUUUAUCAUAUUUUCAUAUUCAUGAUUACAUUGUUUAAAAUAAAAGGAGCUUAAAUGUUGAAUUGCUCAUCCUGUCGCUAUGAUGUGAUUCGUGUAUCUUGUGAUUCAUUAACUGUGAUACGACUAUGCGUCGACGAAUUUUGAGGCAACACA
Molecule: messenger RNA, 1172 nt
Organism: Harpegnathos saltator (Jerdon's jumping ant)
Lineage: Eukaryota; Metazoa; Arthropoda; Insecta; Hymenoptera; Formicidae
Gene: Tfb4
Product: transcription factor B4
Exons: 6
Coding region: 129-1007 (292 amino acids)
Biological process (GO): nucleotide-excision repair; regulation of DNA-templated transcription
Cellular component (GO): transcription factor TFIIH core complex; transcription factor TFIIH holo complex
Source: RefSeq, a predicted model, not a curated record